AUGAUAAAAAUCGAAGAUCAUCCAAUGGAUUCGUCAACAAGUUACUUAUAUCGCUCGGAUAUGUCAAUUCACUCGGGCGGCACCGCAUAUCCAAUCACCGACGAUCAAUCUGAGGACAAACACGGGUCAUCUGGAAUUAUCGGAUCUUAUGCCACACUCGGAAUUUACAACCAAGAUCGUCCUUCGUGGACUUCUGCGGACCAAUCUGACUCCCGAAUUUAUCAUUCUUCGUCUUUUGAUCGUCCUUACAUCACUUACGAUCGUGCCGCAGUGCCUUCCGAGGAAAUUCGUGCUCCCGUUUAUUUAUCCAGUCAAGUAAUCGACCACAGCAAAGUCAGUCAAAGUUUUUAUUCGUCGCCGCAAAUGUUGAGUAACUCGGAUUAUUCGCCUUACAAACCACGCCAACAAUCGCCUGUUGAGCCAAAAACGUCGCCAAAUCCGAGAAAUGGCGUGAUGUGUUAUAAUAACGCACAACCGACGACAACUCCAUCGCCGAAAAUGACUUCGCCAACGUCAACUACGAGCAAUAAGGAAAGUAAUGCAACGAGUGGCGGUGAAAAGAAGACCGGCGGAAGGAGACAGGAGAAACCGCCACAUAGUUACAUCAAUAUGAUUGUUCAGGCGAUCAAAAGUACCCCGGAUCGGAGAAUGACGUUGAGUGAGAUUUACAAAUAUUUGCAGUCAAAGUACGACUUCUUCAACGGCGACUACAGCGGAUGGAAAAACUCAAUUCGCCACAAUCUAAGCUUGAAUGAAUGUUUCAAAAAAUUACCCAAGGAGUGUGGCAAGCCAGGCAAGGGCCAUUACUGGACAAUUGACGAAUCCGCCGAAUUCAUGUUCGAGGAAGAGGGAAGUUCACGUCGUCGUCCUCGUGGAUUCCGCAAGAAGCAAAUGAUCAAGCCGUACCCAAAUCCCGCGUAUUACAGCAACAUGUCCGAAUGCAUCGGGAGCUCAAGUGAAAUUCAAUCGCCUUAUACCGCAACGCAAAGUUACACGACCUACGAAUGCAAUUCGACGGUGCCAACAAGUGCCGUGCCUCCAACUUAUGUCACGCAAGAAGGCAGUUUCUAUCCGACAAUUGUGACAGCAGAUAAUUUAACCGCUUAUCGACCUUACGCAUCGCCUCCAAGUGCUCCGGGAACCGUUCUUGAAUACGCGAGUUACCCAUCUGCGACAACCGCGCACUACGGCACAAGUCCCUACAACACAAAUAACAGUGAAAGUGGUCUGAAAGUGACGACAUUGACACAAAUGGAUUACAAAAGUGGAUGUGGAUCGUCGCCGUUGCCGCCACACACGCUGCAUUCGUCGUCGGCAGUGCCAUAUUAUGAAAAUAUAAAAUAUGAGAAUUAA
This is a messenger RNA of Culicoides brevitarsis, 1353 nucleotides long. RefSeq names its product forkhead box protein F1. Lineage: Eukaryota; Metazoa; Arthropoda; Insecta; Diptera; Ceratopogonidae. The record is from RefSeq and is a predicted model, not a curated record. Gene Ontology annotation, cellular component: nucleus. Bases 1 to 1353 code for a protein of 450 amino acids. Gene Ontology annotation, molecular function: DNA-binding transcription factor activity, RNA polymerase II-specific; RNA polymerase II cis-regulatory region sequence-specific DNA binding. Gene Ontology annotation, biological process: regulation of transcription by RNA polymerase II; animal organ morphogenesis. The transcript is spliced from 4 exons.